This is a messenger RNA of Pocillopora meandrina, 15553 nucleotides long. The record is from the annotation of a GenBank genome assembly. Lineage: Eukaryota; Metazoa; Cnidaria; Anthozoa; Scleractinia; Pocilloporidae.
GACCCGCCCACAAUUCAAAAUGUCACCACGUCAUCAAAGAAGUCUUGGAUUGGCCAGACACUGACUUUGAAGUGUCUUUCUGAUGGUGUUCCUACACCAACACUCUCUUGGUACAAACCCGAAGGAAGUGAAAUAAACAGAGUCAGAGCCAGAGAAAUCAAAGUACAAGUGCCACUCAGGGGUGAUCAAGAUUUUGGUCAUUACAAGUGCAUUGCUGCCAAUGGACUUAUUCCAUCUGAUGAGAAAUUAAUAAAGAUAAAUCCGAUAGGUAAGUAAAAAAGAUCAGUGUAUUUUGAUAAGAAGAAAACUAUACAUCAGGUCAGCAUUUUCUUUUGCCUUGGCUCAUUAUCACUGUUUCAGGUGUAUUAGAAGUAAAACCCAGAUUUUCUUACAAAGCACUCGACCGAGUAACUUAUUCACUAUGUACACCUCAUUUGGUAGCGGAGCUCGCAGAGCGUAGCCCCAUAAUUAUACAAAAUAGUAAUAACCCAUCAAGCCGAAAAAAUUUGGAUGUACAACCGUACGACCGUACAAGGUGCUACUUUUAACAUGCGUGGUCAACUGUACCGCGGGCGCGCCAACGCCACGGCUUUGUCCAGUAGUCCAGUGGUCAGUGCAAUGGGCUCCGAGUCGGACGACCCGAGUUCUAGUCCUGGCCGGGGCAAGGCGUUGUGCCCUUGCGAUGUGCGGGGGAAAAAUGCGAGCUCCGCUUUUAGGCUUAGCUAAAUCAAUAUAUUAUUUUAACAUAUAAUACGUGCGGAUAUUUUGCAAGGCCCAUUAUCAUUCUACUAUUCUUUCAUUCUCUAACAAUUUGUCCGCUUAUUUUUCAACAUAUAUCCUACGGCCCUAUCUGAGCGUUACAUUCACAUUUUUCCCCUCUUUAGCAGCAUUAGACCUUCACAUAUUUUUCACGUUCGUUACGCCAAUGAGUUAUAACAGCGUAAUACUGGAAUUAUGCCGGAUAUAGUUAGCCUGAUCUUUUAGUGGAAAAUGUAUCCAUAUUUGUAAAAACGAUUUACAGAACAUGGACGACACCCUGCCCCCUGGUAGCAUUAAACACGUGAAAAAAGAGCGUUGAACUUCAGGAAGAUCGACAUUCUCCAUUGCGACUAACCAUAGGAAACUUCCUCAACCAUAGAAUCUUAAUUUUUCCUCGUUUUCUUAGGUUCGUGGCUGAAUUUAUCCAGUAGCUACAUGUUAUUCAUUAAACUUUAUUAAUACAAGGACUUGCAUUCGUCCUAAGUAUUGUAACAAAACUCGCUGUGGGGUAAUUAUCUUAAAUAAAAUGGUAAAAAUUAUCCUUCGAUUUUUUUUUUCCUUUUGCUCAAAAUGACCGCUUUUUUAUGGCACUAUUUAGAGAAACCAGGGAAAGCAUCCAUCAAACCAUCAGAAUCAGUCAUUCAAGCAAGUUCUAUAACAAUACGAUGGACUGCACCAACUGAUGAUGGAGGAAGUCCGAUCACAGGAUACCGACUGAUCUUACAAAAGGGUGAAACUGAGGUAGAAAAGGAUGAUAUCACCAAUCCUGGGACGACAUCUUAUUCGUUUCGUGGUUUGGAGAAAAAUACCAACUACACAAUGAAACUGUUUUCCAGAAAUUUCGUACUCGAGGGAGACCCUACAGUAAGGACAAUUAGGACCAAGUUUGAAGGUGAGGAAUCCAGAAGUGAUAUCGUGACUGAGCACUUAGCACCAACCGUUUUGUUGCCAACUUAGAUUUUUUGUGAGUGGUCCCAGUUUUAACCAUCUUAUCUGCUCGCCGCAUUAUAAGAUUUUUGGUUUUAAGUGUUUGUACCCCCAUAAUGGCCAGUUUCUUCUCCCUCUCUAAUAGUUAUUUGAGGGGUACCUACUUAUGAAGAAGCAUAAUACUAAACCACAGGUAAACGUAGGUGAGAACAAGAGACAACCUACGCGGUUACGUUUUGUAAAUGCUACCUAUUUUAUCAAGAAUUGUUUGACUCGUGGUGUUUUUUUAUGUUUACGUCUCAUAAUCUUUUGACAUAAACCAAUAACAACUAAAACCGCUAGAUAGUGAUCUUUACGUUAGUUAGAUACAGUUUUCCUGAACGCUUACCGGCUAUAUUCAGCACACCCAAUAACCAACUAUCCAUUUUGCAGCACUGGGGUGGAUCCAGGAUUUCGAAAAGGGGAGUUCAAACAAACGGGUCGCCGAAGGCAGACCCAUCUGGGGGCUCCGGGGGCAUGCUCCCCCGGGAAAUUUUGAAAUUUAAGUCCUCGGAAAUGCGAUUUCCGUAUCAAGAAAUGGCCCAUUGUUCCAGGUCAACUUUUCCAAACAAAAGUCCUGAGUAAUUUGUAGUCCUGAGGGACUUUAGCCGAAGGGAGGCGAAAAAGCUCGUAACUGAUCGAGAAAAUUAUUGGAGUGACAAUUUUGCUGCACUGGGGGAGUGGGUAGUGUAAAUGUGCACAAGUAAAAUCAAUCUCUAUCGGUGUACCCAGGGGUAGACUUGACCCUCGUUUAGCGCAUCGAGCCAAAGGUUCGCAAAUUAAAAAAUAAUUAAAUUUAUCCGUAUUGCAGUGACUCAUUUAAACCACCUCUAUAUGUAAGUCAAGUCGCCUGGUUUUUACCAGUCAGUUUUGUCAACGUACAAAUAUAUUUUUUGGUCUUACUACUGAUGUUAAAUACAAUUGAAAGUAACGGUUUUCUGGAGAGCCUCGAGGCGAUUAAAGACCUUGUUUCUGGCGCACAGCUGUUUUCAAACGAGGCGCUCAUCAUUUUUAGAACCAACAUGUUUACCUAACACGAGGAUCCUUCUUUGCAAAAGCGCCGAAUUCGUGUAACUAUGUUGAUGAUACAAGAUAUACUGAUCAAAGCAAUGAUUUCUAGUUUUUGCGAGAGCAUGUAUUUGAGUUAUUUUCGUUUUCAAUCAAACGCGUGGCAAGAUGAGGGUGUGAUAUUUUUUCUCUCACAAGUCUCACAAUGAAGAAGGAACGAGUUUUUUUAUUUAUCUUUGGCAAAAAAAAGCAGGUCCUGCUUAAAAGUAAGUCUCUCUCAUGAAAAACUAUCAGAGUUUUACAGCGGAUUUUAACAGGAUUUUAACAAUCUUUGUUAAAAGUAAGGAGCUGUCAACAGCUUCUCCAAAUUUUCGCAGGGAGCAGGCGCUGGCGCACAGCUGUUUUCUAAUGAGGCGCUUACUUUCUGGAAACAACAAGUCUGCCUAAGAAGAGGAUGUUGAUGACACCAGAUGUACUGAUCGAGGAAAUUAUCUCUAGUUUUUGAGAGAACAUCUAUUUUAAGUUAUUCUCGUUUUCAAUCAAACGCGCGGCAAGACGAGGGUGUGAGUGAGUCCAGCGUUUUGAGGGAUGAUGGUGGACGGUUUAAUACCUUAACAAACCAUCUCUUAUCAAAGCUAUUUUAUUAAACAAGAACUACGUUUAAGUCAACUAACCCUUAGAAAAUGAAACUAAAAUCACUGUAAUAUAUAUUUCUUCGCUAUUUAAUGUGUUCUAAAGAGUCACGCUUAGGAUUCCCUAAAAAUGGGAUCAACGUGUAACAUUCUACGAGGUUGUUGUUCAGCAAAUUUCUGAACUAUAGCAUCGUAAUUGACAGGCUUUUCAUAAUGAACACUCAUUAAAGCCAGGCCAGAAAGUCUCUCGGUUGUCAUCGUGGUCCGUAGGUAGCCCUUGACUAGUUUUAAAGUGCUGUUUGAGCGCUUGUUAUCAGCUGAUGUUACUAGAAUUGUACAUACUAUUCGCAAAAACAGGUGAUUGUUUGGAAAGAUGUCGGCAUCACAAGCCUGUAGAUAGACUGAAACUGCAAUCAAUAAACCUGUCAUUUUUUAACCUAAGGGAAAUUUUAACAAAAACGAAUUGAGUUACUUCGAACCUAUAAGGCAGGUUGAAGCGCGUCUGGUUUGUCCGUCUCAGAUUGGCAUUUUCUCAUCCAAUGAACAUAUUCAAUAUCGAGAGGUUGUGGGCUUGGGAGAUCUGACAAAUACAUCUCGGAGACUUCAGCCAUGUCUACAUUUGUGCCCGCUACAGUGGCACUUGGUGCAAGACGAAGCAAUUGCACGGCAGUCUUCUGAGUGGACCCAAAUCUGAAAAAAAAAUUCCUUUAUUCAAUCAUGUAUUAUUUCUCUAAAUAGUAAAGGUUAAGUAAACAGCCGAAAGUUUGAUAAUUUAUAUGGAUUACCUUGAAGCAUUUCUUGUGUGAUAUGGUUAAGGAAUGGAAUGAACAGAUUGUGGCGGUAAUAUUCCUCAGCUGUGUCAUGGGGUGCAUUUGCCCUAUGCUGCUGUCUUGACACCGUUCUUAGAGCGCUUGGUUCUGUUCCCAGCUCUGAAUUGAUCUCCACAGCAUAUGCGUACCAUCUUUUGAAGACAUCAUUCUUGUCUCGCAAUUCUUUCAACUCCUUCUCCGAAAUCAUAUUGUAGGCUUUAACAUUGUCAUUAGACUUUUUUUGUAGCUUUACGCUAAUCGGCUUUAUGACUGCGAGAAUAUUCAUCGUGACCGUCAAGGACAUGAGGAACUGGAGAAAACAAAAGGUAUGGUAGCAGCCGUUUGCUCUUUGGAGGGUUUCUUUGUCCCAGUUCCAAGGGGUAUCAGUGCUGUAUUUUUGAUGUUGCUGUUCAUCUAAAAUGACCACAAACGUUUUAACAACUGAUAGAAGUAACUGGACAAAAGUGUCAUGCGCUUCGUAAUGCUCCACCCAACGAUCACGGCAAAGGUCGCAAAUCUUGGUUCCUUGAGACUCUGGCUGAUCCAGGCUUAUCACUUUUUCGAACUAAUGGCAAUGCCUUUACGAUAACGAGAUUAAGGACAUACAAAUCGCAGUGUACGCACAAGGCUGUGGGGUUUUCCUGGAAAUUAAGCCUUGUACACCUCUAGCUUGGGAGGACAUGUUUGAAGAACUGUCGUAAUCUUGACCUUGGUAGAGGGAAAUAUCCAGGCCCUACUGCUGGAGUUUCCCUAGGAUCAAUUGCGAGAUCACAUCUCCAGUUAUUCUUUCCGUAGACUGGAAGUCUAAAAACUCUUCACGAAUCUUAGAGUCUGUUAACGAACCUUAAGAAAAAUGACAGCUGCUCAAGGUUGGAGUUGUCAAUCAUUUCGUCGCACAGAAUUGAAAAGUACUUUACUUCUUUGAUUUCACGAAUAAUGGAAUCCUUUAUGUGGUCCCCGAUUAGUGCUAUGAUCUGAUUUUGAAUAGUUUUGCUGGAAUAUCUGGCAGUCGCGCGGCAUGUUGCAAGAUGAUUCUUCAAUAUUUCGUCGCCAGCAUCAACUCGAAAUUCCAGCAAGGCAAGGAAAUUACCCCUAUCUACGUCUUCACUACCAGUGGUAUCACCUAUAUGACCUCUUAAAGCAAUGCAUUGGCGUCCACAAAGGUGGACGCACUUUGGAACGCUUUUCAUAAUUGCUCUGUUUCUCUUAAUUGUGUUGCUACGUUCUCUUUCAAUUUGGUCUAGGAUAUUUUUUUCUGGGCGUCGACUAGUUGCAAGGAAACUGUCGUAAGCAACCAUAGCAUCAACGUGGUAGUAUUGUUUCUCGUGUUCACCACACACUUUGGUUACCUUUUUCCACUGAUUAAACGGGGCCUUAACCAGGGUACCUAGGUUCUCGCGUUUGGCAAACAAAAUGCAUGGGAAACAGAAACCGCAUUUACAUUCUUUACUGUAAACAAGCCAAUGAUAACAUUGCUGCUACGAUCGUUGGAAUGAUCAGUUACAACCAUUCGUGGACAAUUUAGGGAAAACAUAAUCCUCGGCUGGUCGGAAAUGGUUAUCAAUAAUGUUAAGCUUCUCAGCUUGAUUUAGAGAUUUAAAAUCCGUUUCUUAACGGGUGAGAGCUCCAACACCAACGUCAUGAACCGAGCCAUGGCGAGAACUAUCUCCAUCUUUAUUGUUCCUUAACACUGAAAUAAAAGCAGAUUGCCAUUGUUUUAACAUUUCAUUGUAAAUUUAACUCCUUUUCACGUCAAAUUAACAUUCAGUACUUCAAUUAAUUAGAACGCUACCAUGUUCGUUAUUAGUUUCUAUGUACUUUAAUAAUACCAUCAAACUGGAUGUAUUUAUAAUCCGCUAGAAAUCGUUCCCACAUAGCCGAAGGUCUUUCAGGAGAAAAAGAAAAUUGCGAGAGUGUAUAAGUUUCCAAAAUUUCUUGGGCUUGAUCUUUCACAGCCACCUGCCUCAAAAAUUCUAACGCUUGGAAGAGAUUUAGCCGCAGUAACCAAGGCGUUUCCACUUACUUGAAAACAAUUUGUCAUGUGUAAUAUUUCUAUUGUUUUUUUCUUGUAAAGAGAACGUACAAGACUUUCUAUAGUUGUAUUUUGGCAAUUUGUUUUAUCAAGAUACUUUAAACUUGACAUGCGUUGCACAAAGUGAAGCGAAAAAAUCGAAGUAUUGUGUUCAAGAUCCCAAGAUAUCAAAUUGGUACAAUUCAGUUAAGUAUUUUCUAUCAAAAACUCAUCAGAAAUAAACGUUAGUAACCUUUAGGAAUGACUUAAGCCUACGUGCCGUAAAUCUUUAUCAUGUCUGAAUUGACAAUUAAACGAGGAAAUGGUAAAUUCAGCAUCCGAAUAAACAGUUCGCCAAACACUAGGAUCGUGCAUAACGUUGUAAAGAUAUUUGCACACUGGUGCAAGGCGCGUCAUGCGUUCUUCCAGGGAAAGCCACUUGGAAAUUUCCAAAAGUACCUCACGGGGAAGGAUCAUCAUGGCACAUGCUGUUCUUAUGAAAAUAUUUCAAAAAUUUAAACGCCAGAUCAAAUGGAAGCCUCUUUUAUUUGCGCCCAGGUUACUUGUUCUGUUUUGUUUUGUUUUUUUCGCAGGGAAGAAAACGCGCGCCGCCGGAGAGCGUUGUUGAUUAGCAUAUAAGCACGCAAGUGUUUUUAAGAACGCGAGAGAACUGAAUCAUGGCCGAGUUCCCGCAGUGGCACGUCUCAAGUACCCUAAAAGUUCCCAUGUGCUUAUCUAAGUCAACAAUGCAAAAGUAGCAAGUUUAUUUUUUUUUAUCAAAUGCUGCCAAAAUUGCGUGCGUGCAAACGUGUGAACUGAGGCUCCAUAAAGCACGCGCGUGACGCAAGCAUGAACCUAAAGGCAAACUGACUAAUAACAGCGAACGCAAUUCCUAGAACAUUCUAUAAACUAAGAGUGUAUUUAACCAUGAAACACGUGCGUAAUACGAUUGUGUCGAUCCUCUGGUCAUGGAUAAAUGUUUUCAUGAAUCAAAGUUACAACAUUUUCGGUAAUUCUAUAGACAAAUCCAAAGAAAAGGCAAGAUCGUAAAUAAAUGUUCUAAGAGUACUUUUACUCAGAGAAAUUCGGGAUCUAUUUUUUCCCCAAUUCUGAAUUGCUAUUGGACAUUCACUGAACUUAUUAUGAUGAGUUAAGCUGGCAAUAGCUCAUUUACCUGCAUUUUUGGAAGUCAGUGUUGUCUCGUCCUCAGUGACGGUCAGAACUAAAUUCUGGCUGCGGCCUGUAUCACUUUGUGUUUCCGUUAGUUCUUCUGUCUCUACAAGACGAAAAAAUAUCACCAUCAACUUCGAAACAAAACAAAAUAUUAUUUUUCAUGAAAAUCGCUUUUAAUAUGCCAAUAUUAUGGGGAAAUCUCGUCAAACAGCUUUCGGACGGCCUUGAAGAAUCCUCCAUAUAUUUUCUUUAAGAUAAGAAAAGUACGAGUGCAAAACAACAGAGUAUGAGUGAAAGAAGUCAAGCUAUAAGCUGUAACCUGAUAAAAUAGGGAAAAUAACGCCAUACGAAGAAAGUCUGAGAUAGGUAUUUAAAAAGCUAAACUACAAAAUUAAACCUCUUGCUUAUAAUUAAGGUGGAUGGAUAUCGUUUUCUUAAAUACCUACCAGCUAUAUUCAGAGCACUUAAAAAGAAUCAAACCUCCACAGGUCCCAUAGCUAUCAGAGUUUGCUACUAAUUUACUGACAUUCUGUGCGCACUUCGGCACACUUACUGCGCAAGACCUUCUGUUGUUUUUUACAUGUAGUACUUCUUGUGUUAAAGCUAAGUUUGGUUAGUUUAAAAACUAUAUCACAGACUUACAAACGAGCAGUUUUAGAGCCAAUUCCAGUUGGUGAUACCGUCAGUAAAAUUAUACUUCUAAGUAUAUAUUGUCUAUUGAGGCAAAAUGGCGGAAUUUUUAAAAUUCUCAUCACUUGUUUUGCGCUGGGAUUUUCAGUUCUUUUUAUUUCGCUGGGAUAGGCCCAAACCAAAAAAAAUAAGGUUGCCGUUUUCAAGAAAGUUUCUGUCGAAAUUCAUCCGGCACAUCUCACUCAUCAAAAAAAGUAUUGUGGCAACAGGUGUGAAUUUAGUAACUGAAGUUGAGAAGUUGAACAUGGCUAUGAAGUUCGUAGCACCUGUUAUCGCUUUUGCGCUUCUUGUCAUGCUUCCUCAGUUGGCAAACCCCCUGGAGAGAAAAGUUUGUUUUAUCGGCGGAAAAACCCGCGUCAGGUUAUGCUUGCAGAAGAAAAUCGUAGCCCUAUACGCUCAAAUGGCUCGAGAAGCGGAGCAUGCGUACUCAUUUUUCCACUGUGUCAUGGCCAAGUGCCUUUACUAAGUCAUGCGCGAUGUCAAAAUAUCCCAAAAAAUCCUCGACCAAUUUACAGAUUAUCUAAUCACUGAUAAUAGUUGUGACCAGGUUACUAUCAAGAAGUUGUAUAAUUAUUAGAAAUUUCACGCUGUUCGUGUUGUUGACAUCAAUCUAGGAGCCCCAGAUGUGGUCAAAAUCGACGACCUGCCAGGUGAAACAACAGACAAUACAAUUACCCUAAAGUGGAAGGAGCCAGAAAGUAAUGGAAAAGUUAUCACCAUGUAUACAGUGUACCAAAGAGAAGUGACUGAUGGGAAAGUUGGACAGUGGACAGAAAUAAAGAAAAUUAGAGAUGUUUCUAUGAGAGAAUUGAAAAUAGUGUUGGAGAGAGGAAAGGUGUAUCAGUUUGCCAUUACUGCAACUAAUGAGCUUGGUGAAAGCCUGAAACAAGAGAAAGCAAAUAUCCAGCAAGUCAAGGCAGAAGAAAGUAUGUUCAAAUGAAUCUUAUUUUCCCCUUUCAACGGUUUAUCCUUUUCUUUACUUAGUUUUCAAGCACUCUCUCUCACGAACAUCGAGGUUUUUACGGGUGAAUUCUUCGCUUGCAAAAAACCUGAAUCAAUAUGAAAAAUUUGACUUACGUCGCAGUGGAUUUAUGUGUGGCAAUUGCAAAAAUAUGGCAUAUCUAGUAACUGAGAUUUCAAUCAUUGGCUGGCACACACAGAUAUUUUAACUACUGUACCGACACAUGCUCACCUGAACCUGGAAAGAGAACCCUGCAACUUUUUAGAUGUAUCUUCUCAUACUUAAAUUAACUGCUUUUUUCUUUCCUUUGCCGCCAUCACUUAGUUGAUGCCUCUCUCCCACAAAAAUAUGUUUACUCUCCCACACUGAAUUCUGAGAACUUUUCUCUCAUUUCACCACCACUGCACUCCAUUCUUCAUACCAAUGAGAGCGACUUCGCAUUUACCCCCCUCUACGCGCCGUAAUUUCGACAACAGAUUACUGAACCGCGAGAACUCAGAAGUGGCCUAUUGCCUAUUGGUCAGAAUUACUUUCUAAAUGAAUGAUCAACCCGAGGCUUUAACCGCGCGUGCAUGACACAAAACGUUUCCUUUCAUAAAUAAUGUUGAGACUGCCACCAUCAAUGUCAUCUAUUUCAUAACUUGCGGUUAUUUCAAAAAUUUGUACUUCGGCGAAAAAGGAAGACGACUUAGGGAACGAUUCUGAAGACACCAUCGUGACGCAAGAUACAAGAAAAACAAUAUCUCUCAAAUUGGCCUUUCAUUCGUACGAGUUCAAAUGAUAAUUCUCGUGGAAACAAACAAACGUUCAUUUUAACUCGUAUUUUUUUUUUCCCCAGUUCAAACAGUAGGCACAGAAGUUUACCUGACAGCGACAAUACAGGAGAACUGUAGCAGACGUUCUGAAGUGGCCGCGAAAUUUCCAGAAACGGUUAGAUAAUCUACUUGAUCCAUAUACUGGAGUGUAUGGAAUACUGCUAUGAGAUUUAUCUUGAAGAGUGAAUCUUAAUCAAUCUUUUCUUGAAUGAAAUCUUAAUAUUUCUGUUUAAAAAAUGUUAUUUUGAACGAUCUUCAAUAUGUGACAAGCAUUUGAAAAUACGUUUUUUUCUUAAUAUGUCCUUUUAGGCUUGUCAAAUUGCCUUUAGGUUUGGCUGCUCAUCCGCCAACACUGUGAACACCAGGUAAGGUACAGUUUGUUGUUUUACGUUGAAACAACAAACGCAAACGCAGAUUUGCGUUCCAGGAGGGAUGUGUUGUAUUUUAGCGGUAAAACUAGUUUUUCUGCUCCAGCAAAUCCUAUUUAAUGCAAGAUAAUUUACAUUUGAAGUACAUUUUCUUUAAUGUACAGUAAUAUAUUGGCACAGAAUGACAUGAAUUAAUUUUAUGUACCUUGGUUUAUUACAUUGGUUAAAUCUCAAUAUAUUUUAACACUUAGAUGUCACCAAAGUACAAAUAUGUGUGAUGAUACUCUUUUUUCUCUCCCCCCCCCCCCUAAUCUAGGUGUGGCAGUGUUGUUCUUGACUUUAUGAUGAGGUUCAAUCAAAGUGUAGUCGUCAGCAAUGUUUUGAUUGUCCUGUCGCAUGCUGCGAGGCAAGACAGAUUCGGAGGUUUUAAAGUUAAUCCAGACUCAAUUAAACAAGUUUUAAUACCCACAGAUGACUCGGAAAGCACAACAAAAGGUAAAUUUUACAAACAAAUUGUUAAAUGUUUACAUGUAUUCUUCCGAAGAUGGACUCUUUAUAAUUGUAUUCCGUAUCUGUUUAAUUAAACAACUUAUUCUGUGACUGAUACAUUUCCAGGUUUUUGUCUUUGUCGUUGUUGUUGUUUUAUUUAAUUAAACAAAAUCUUAUUUUUAAAAAUUAUUAUAGAGAGAGUAGCACCUUACUCUUUCUUUGUACCAAGCCAAUCAGAGUUAACAUUUUUCGGUCAUGAACCUAAGCUAUGUAGUGAGAGCAGUAUAUCGACCAGGAUCAGUGUAAAUGUUGUUUGAAUGUUAUUUCAUCAAGCUUUGUAAAAUGACUCAUUUUAGGUCCUGAGGAAUGUAACUGCCCAUCUAACAACGUCUUGUUAGCCAUAAUUGGGGUUCUUGCCUUCACAAUCUUUCUUCAAAUUAUUUACAUUAUCUGGCUACAUAAAAAAGGUAAGUAAAAAAAUCAUUAUCUGUGUUAGAGGGUUUGGCUGGAAGAUUCGUUUUUAAACAAAAAUUUUAACCCACAUUUACAUCAUUUGUCUUUUUUUUCCUUUCGUUCUUUUUCAGGCACUGUAGAGAAACAGAGGUAAGAAUUUUCUGCAAGUUGGAUUGUGUCGGUGUAAUGUGCCCUAUAUGGUUUCAUUCUUAGUGUUUUAUAAUUAUUUCUAUGCUUUCUCAAUUGUAGGACUUAUGAAGAUGAAAGACGUGUUUGCGACGUAAGUUACAGCUAAGACAUUGAGGUCAUGUUAGUGUGGCCAGAAAUUAUGUAAUCUUACUUUACCUCUACUUUCUAUGAGAAAAUAAACGCUUGCAGCAAAUAAGAAGGAAAAAAUGUGUAGUUCUAUAUGUAAAAAAAAGCAUAUGGCAUCAGUGCCAGAUACAAUGAAAUAAAAGAGGAAGUUAGGCGCGAAAAGGUCUUUGUCCUGGGAUCAUGUCCUUUACCAAGCCACUCCAUGGAUUUUCCUUCGAUUGUCCCUGAUUCAACUGCCUGGCUUCACUUCAUAGAUCGCUUACUUGUCUGCACUCGGUUGAUAUUUGCUUUCCAAAUGAUUGUUUUUACGAAUUUUUAGCCGGCUUAUUUUCUUGAUGCCUUAUUUUCUAAACGUGAGUUUAGGAACUUUGUACUGCAAGAGUUGUUUCGUGCGUUUAUUUGUCAAAAUAUGGGACUACCAAUCGACAAUCUUCACGUUGCAGUUUGUAGCUUCGACGAAUAUGGUAUAAGCCUCGAUCACUCCAUUGGACAUGAUAGUUUCAAAAGCAGAGAACAAAAUGUUAGUAAUAAUAAGGACAAGAGGUUAUAAACUAUUUAUAAUCUCUUAUCAUGGAAGAAUAUAAACAUUUUUCUGAUAAAAAUGGUGAACUGAUUUUUAUAACCAUGUGGUACUUUUAACUGGGAUUAAUAACAGCUUUGAAUAUGAAUACCUUAACAGUGUGUUGGUUUAAUAGAAUGAAACAUUAUUAGAAGAUAUCGAACCAAGUCUACCUGAAUCAAGAAAACUCACCCAGCCUCAUGCGGAAUACAUGGAUCUCAUAGAAGUCAACAAAGAUAAUAGAAAAGCACAAAGAACAGCUCCAGGUGCUGAUUACAUGCCCCUUCAUCCAUUAACACGCUGCUGGGAAGUUCCAAGACAUCACGUGACCAUAGAAAAAAUCAUUGGUAAAGGUGCUUUUGGUCAGGUUGCCAAGGGAACAGCAGUAGGACUUCGAGGGAGUCCUGAAACGAACACAGUGGCUAUUAAGAUGCUUAAAAGUGAGCUCUUGUACUGUAAAUUGAAUGAGUCUUGGCCCAGAGACAUUCAGGAAAUGUUACCGGGUUACUGUAAUUAUGUACCUAUUUGCCAUUUCAUAAGUUAUGUUGUUAUUUCGACAUUUCGCAUAUUAUUCCUGUUAACUAAAUUUUACUCCUUGUUUUUAAUGCUCCAGCAAACGCUUCUGAAUCGGACAAGAGAGAUCUGAUGAAAGAACUUGACACAAUGAAGCAGCUAAAACCACAUCCUUACGUCAUUAAACUUUUGGGAUGUGUUACUGAAUCUGGUAUGCUUUAGUUAUGUGGGUCUAAUUUUGCUGUACACAUUUUUCUUAUGAUUUACUCUGUAACGCUUUCUCGUCAUUGAUAAUUUGCCUCAGUGGAAGGGUGACCGCUUCACAAUUGAGCAAAACAAACAACCAUCGCAUAAGGUAAUUUUAUCUUAUUUUAGCCAACACAGACGUUCCUGGAUUUACUGAUAGACUAAGACCGAAUAUUUGCCACUGAACAGAUCAUUCUAUUGUAGAAGCAGAAACGCUUUUUGUUAGGGAAUAAUUGGUCUGUACUUUCUUAUGAGACCGGCGCAUAGUUUUUCUUGUUUUCAUCCGAUUUCUUCAAAAGUGUUGACCAUGAGUGGGCUAUUCAUCUAUUUCAAUUAUUGCUUUUUUUUUAAAGAGAGUAACAUAUCAAUUAAAUUGUUUAAUUUCUUCAGAACAGCUUUUGGUUUUGAUUGAAUAUGUGCCUUUUGGGGAUCUGCUGGGUUACCUGAGAAAGAGCCGUGGAUUAAAAGACACUUACUACAAAGACCCGGAUAUCAAACCACAAACAAAUCUGACGUCACAGCAACUGAUGAAGUUUGCUUGGCAAAUUGCUGAUGGAAUGAGUUACUUGUCCGCAAAAUCUGUAAGUUAGUUAAAAACACAAAAGACAAACAAUUCUAAAACCUUCUCGUAAGGUCUAUCGUCAUGUUAAGCUCUGGCAUGGAAUAUUAUGUCUUCACAAGAUCACGCCCGGGAGAUGCAGACGUAUUCUUACCGUCUUGUUGAGGCUAUUUCUUUAGGGCCAGGAACCCUCCCGAUUUUGACGUCAUCAUACAAGUUUUAUUUCAAUGCGAGAAUGGCGAUAUUUGUGCAUCGUUGCAAGUGUACCCCAUCGAAAUAAAAUAUCUGGGUUUUUCUCGUGUGAGCAAAGGCAGAGACGUGAAGGAAUAGGAUCUUUUAAGAUAUUCAGCUUAAACUGAGUGUACAACAAAUAUCCAUUUUAGUGACAAGGAAGAAAAGGAAUUAAAACUUCAACUUAAAAAAAUCGUCUUUGGUUGCUAAACUGCUUUAUUACAGAAUCUUAUUUCGAUUAAAAUUAAAAAGGUAAGCGUUCUUUGAAAUGACUACGUAUUGCAGAAAUAGAGUAGUUUGCUUCUCUUUGGAAUAUGGAGCAGUUAUUGUAGUAGUUUUAACUUUCUGCCAUCUGGAAGAAAAAGAAAUACACACACCAUAUUAUGUUGCUAGAUAUUUCUAUUUUCCUCUCUGAACCAUUUCAUUUCAGUUCUUUUUCUUCUACAAUCGCUAAUUUUUGCUGUUACAUCAAUUCUUUCUUAGAUCAUUCACCGAGACCUUGCGGCCCGUAAUGUGUUGGUUGGACAAAAGGAAACGUGUAAGGUGACAGACUUCGGAAUGGCCAGAGAUGUGCAGCAGGAAAAUAUUUAUGAACGAAAGACAAAGGUAAUCAAGAAAAAGGGGAGGUGAGGGCGGUAUUACAUUUCGUUCAGUUUAGUGAUCUUUGACAAUCAUUGUUGUGGUUGAGCUGAUAUAUUCCUGAUUUCGAUCAUGAAUUCCUUGGGACCCUAAUGAAACUAUCAACCAUGCGUUUACGAGUACAAUUUUAAAUAUCACUAUUUUUGAUUACUCGCUUCCUAUAAUUCUCGAGCUGUUUCACAAAGUGAUAUUUAAAAUCUUUAGGGCCGUCUUCCCGUGAAGUGGACAGCUUAUGAGGCCUUAUUGUAUGGUAAAUAUACCACCAAAAGUGACGUGUAAGUAUACCUGAUUAUAACCCGUAGCAGUUUAUCAAAAAUUUUAUCAAUUUUAAUCAGGACUUGAAUUCUAGUGAUGCUUUGUCAAAGAAUACAUUUAUUUUAUUCGUCGUAUUUACUGUUUAUGUCUAUAGUCACUUAAUUAAUAUUCGUUUGAUUUGUCUUUCUGCAGAUGGAGUUAUGGAGUUCUGUUAUACGAGAUUUUCACCAUAGGUAACAUCGAAUGGAAUUUUAUAAAGCUCUGUAGAUGUUUUUUGCUUUAUACCAUGUUUAAUUAAACAAUGUAUCGUGUUCAGUCAGACAAACGUAAUGAGCUUCAAACUACAUCUAGUGACAAAGGUGGUGUUUCGUUGAAGGUCGUUUUUUGUCACAUUUAUAUUUCGAUGGUCUUGUGGUUCUUCCAGGCGGUUCACCUUACCCACGAAUGGAUGGAAGAAAAAUUGCAAACUUACUCCAGGAUGGAUACAGGAUGCCUAAACCACAACACGUCGAUGAAAAAUUGUAAGUUUUCUUUAUUUACUUGUUCUCCCUCGUCGUACAAGGAAACAUUCUUUAAAUCUUUAACAGGUUAUUUGAAUAAUACCAGGUAUCAGAUCAUGAUGAAAUGCUGGAAGAAUGACCCAGACGCAAGACCAACUUUCACUGAAUUGAAAAAUCAGCUUAAGGACAUGGAAACCCUACACAAGGUCAGAAUUUUUAUCAAUAUGAAAGUUUUUUUUUCAAGUAAGACUGACUGGCUUAGGCUCAGCUAAUUAGAGAUAAAAGUAACAGCAUUGAGCCUUAAUAGCGUCUCAAUGACAAUUGAAUGUCUCAAUGAUAAUUAACACUUGAUGGUUAUUUAAAAGAUCAUAGGAUGAUUGCAAAACUGCAUUGAGACGCACAGAGAGUAGCAGACGACGACGCCAUAAAAUACUUCCUCCUUGAAUUUGUUUUGGUGUGAAAACCUGACCACUUGUGAAGAUAACCACUUAAAACUUUUUUAAUGAUGCUGAUUAUUAUAUUAUUUUUCUCUGCAGAAGCUAAUUGACAUGAAAAUGUACGACAAGCAAUUGUAUGCAAACGUCGAGGAUUUAACGGUGUAG